This is a messenger RNA of Myodes glareolus (Bank vole), 2718 nucleotides long. It is a transcript of the gene Tspyl6, whose product is annotated as TSPY like 6. Lineage: Eukaryota; Metazoa; Chordata; Mammalia; Rodentia; Cricetidae. Gene Ontology annotation, cellular component: nucleus. The record is from RefSeq and is a predicted model, not a curated record. Gene Ontology annotation, biological process: nucleosome assembly.
AUGAGCUCCCUCGGAGGGCCGACUGAGGCUGGGGAGGGCAGCGUGGCGCCCGGGCCUGCAGGUGAGCCCGCAGCGGUGGAGAACCCUCCCCAGGACCGAGCCGGCAGGAAUGCUGGGCCCAGCGUCGCGGUCAGCAUGGACGGUCUGGGCCAGGAGGAGGCCUCACCGCCGCCCGAAGCCCCGGAAGCUGCCCCGGACAAGGGCCUCCCGCAAGGCCUGCCAGGCCCCAGUGGCGCAGAGCAGCCUGCCCCCGACGGUGUGGCCAAGACCAAGGCCAGGGUCCGGAAGGUGGACAAGUGUGCAGGGGAGGAGGGGGCUGAGAAGCCGGCAGAUGAGGAUGCGGAGGCGGGACCGCGCCUCCCGAAUGUGGCUCUGCAGAUGAGGUCCCUGGAGGCCAUCCAGCUGGAUCUGAACACCGUGAAUGCCCAGGCCGACCGCGCCCUCCAGCAGCUGCAGCACAAGUAUGGGCAGCUCCGUCAGUACUAUCUGGAGCGCAGGAACUACGUUAUCCAGAGCAUCCCCGGCUUCUGGGUCACGGCCCUUCGCAACCACCCGCAGCUGUUCGAGAUGAUUACAGGCCGAGAUGCAGAAAUGCUAAGAUACAUAACCAACCUGGAGGUGAAGGAGUCCAGACUCUCCAGGGCGAGUUGCCGAUUCAAGUUCUUCUUCCGUAGAAACCCCUUCUUUAGAAACACUCUGAUCGUCAAGGACUACGAGGUCAGACCCACUGGCCAAGUGGUAUCGCUCUCCACUCCAAUCAUCUGGCGCCCUGGUCAUGAACCGCAGCCCUUCAUUUAUGGGAACCAGGAGGUCACGUGUAGUUUCUUCACCUGGCUUUCAGACCACAGCCAUCCAGAGCGUGACAGGAUUGCCCAGAUUAUCAAAGAGGACCUCUGGCCAAACCCACUCCAGUAUUACCCCUUCCAUGUAGGGGCUCCUAGAGCCAGACGUCACCAGAUCAGAGAGCCUGUGGAGAUUCCUAGACCCUUUGGUUUCCAGUCUGGUUAGCCAUUGCCCAUGUGAGUCCUCUAGGACUUAACUGCUGGACUAGUGACUGACUGAGCAACAGAAACGGGUAUGCCUUUGUGUCGACAUUUCUGUACCCUUCCUCUUUUAAACCUUUGCUUUUAAACUUUUCAGCUACAAGACUGAAACUCCCACGAUACUGUUGUCUCAUCUCCACACAAUCUUUAUGCUCGUUGCAUUUGUGUCACGUGAUGCCUAGUUCACCCGUCCUACGCCGAGGAAAUGACGCUCUGCAUUUCACCUUCUUUAUCUGCACCAUUUGGACACAGUUUGUUUUCCAGGGACAUUGGUCUACCACUUAGACGACUGGAAAGCUGUUUACCCUUCUCUGCAUUGCCUGUGAACAUCUGAAGAGCGAGGCCAUCGCGAGCAUAGUAACAGACCAUUUGGUCUGUGCAUCUUUCAUGGUUCCAGACUGUUGCCUGCUACAGAAUCUUACCCACCUGAGUUGCUGCCAGCUACUGUUUUCUGUUGUCUGGUAAACAAGAAACUCCAGAACUGGUAAUGGAGCAAGACUUUCUACCAGAGUAUGAUCCUUUUUUCCUUAGGGGGGUGGGGACACUUUCCCCCCUUUUCCUACCCACUCUCACCACCACCAUCACCCAUCCUUAUCACCCAGAAACCCUGUUGACAGUAAAGUAAGUGGCUGGGUGACAAAGUAAACCUUACCCUCAACAAACUUUCUUAACCCCAACCAGUGAAUUAGUACAAAAGCUAGGCACUUUUGUUUGCCUCCCUUCCUCAACCUGAAAAUGUUGCAAGGCUGGUGGUGAUAUAAUUAAUCUUCAAUCUCUGUGUCUCUUCUGACUAAAGAAAUUGAUGGCCCCAAAGCAUCUGUGAAAGUGGGCACUUUAACUUUCAGCUUUGAUUUCCAGAGGCAGAGAGGCAUGUAGACUUGGUGCCUCAGUACUGCAGCCUCUGCUUUCUUUCCAACACCUUGUUCCCCCCACACCCUUUAAUAACAAUGCCAUGUGUGGUUUAAGAUUAGAGGGAUAUAGAUCUAGAUAGGAAAAAGUAAUUUCUAGUUUAUUGAGGCUAGAACCAAGUCGUGUAUGUGCAUCCUAAGCAAAGCUGAACCAGAGACCAGAGGUGAAGCAGGAAUAAGGUAGACUGAUGGAUAGCUUGUGACAAGGAAGUUUCUACCUUUAGGAUGAUAGGAAGAGAAAUACGUUUCCUGGGGUUGGGAGAGGAGCUAAACGGUAAGAGCACUAGCAUCCAGGCCUUGUGUUCCAGCUCUAGCACAAAAUUAGAGAGAGAGAAAGAGAGAGAGAGAGAGAGAGAGAGAGAGAGAGAGAGAGAGAGAGGUUUCUCAGGGCUGAGAUGAGAAAACAGUGGUUGGAGUACUAAAUGUGCUACUUAGAGAAGGGUUCUCUGAAGGACAACGUGUCAUUCAUUGGGGUUUUCUGGUUUCAUCUGGUGAGAGAUUAAAACUAUCACAAGUAGUUAGUAAACUUUUCUUAUCUUUCUGUAUACUACGGAGAAAAGUAUGCAGAUUUUCUUUUUCUUUUAGUUGGGAACAUUUAGGAAAAAAUCAUUUUUGUUUAAUAUAAAAAUGUGAAUAUUUGUAACAGUUUUCAUUGUUUUGAUUCCUGUUAAAAUUUUAUCCUUAAUUAUCCUUAAUUUUAUUUAUCCUUAAAAUUAUCCUUAAUUUUAAUAGCUUGAUUUGUCAGACCUUGAAAAUUGGAUUUUGCC